Molecule: messenger RNA, 2532 nt
Organism: Dufourea novaeangliae
Lineage: Eukaryota; Metazoa; Arthropoda; Insecta; Hymenoptera; Halictidae
Product: GATA zinc finger domain-containing protein 14-like
Exons: 8
Coding region: 178-2532 (784 amino acids)
Source: RefSeq, a predicted model, not a curated record
CAUCCGUUACCAGUGCAUUGUCGUGCCAAUGUUUCUCUCCUCGACAAAAUAAGACUAGUGCUCAAUAGUGACAUAUGUGGCUGAUUCGGCUGAUUAUUCACUGAAAACAACAUAACAUCAUCGUCCGUGAUGUUUUAAUAUUCUCCUCCUGACGGCGUCCGCUUUCUACUUGCAAUCAUGGCAUCCAGUGCGCUUGAAGAAAAAAUUAAUAAAAUCAGGCAACAAAAUGAAGAAAUUAGAAGAAGAUACGAGGAAGUGGAAGAAGAUAAAAAGAAUGCAGCAAAGCUAAAUGCUUUGGUGCAAAUGGUACCAUCAUCCGAUUGGCCAGAGAGAAAAGAACCACCAGAAUUUUCAACUCCACCUAAAGUUAAACAAAAAUCAGCCAAAGAAAAAUAUGAAUACCAAUCACAAGCCCAUUCCGUAGAAGGAAAGAAAACACAUUCAUUUGCCCAAGGAGAAGGUCCACCACCAGAUCCUAAGUAUAACUUCCUAGCAGAUUCUGAACGAGAGGAACAUGGUACAGAAUACACAAAAGAGUCUUCUGGUAAUAGGUCUCACAAUAAAGUAACAAGGGGCAGCUUCAGGAAGAAGACAGGGGGAAGGGAAAAUCAUUUACAAAAGGAUAAUAAAGUGCAUAAAGGAAACUAUAGAGACGAAUCGCAACCAGGAUAUGAUGCUUGGAGGGCAGAAAGGAAUCGUAUCGAUGAAGAUCGCAUCAGUAGGCAGAGAACUGCUGAAGGAAAUUGGCGUAGAGAAUGGGACAAUGAUAAAAUACAUAUUGUAGAUGAUGUAACGAAGAAAGCAACGAGGUCUACAUUAGGCGACUCUAUAAAGAAAGAUCAUAAAGAAUCUGAUCGGAGAUACCAUUCUAAUAAUAACGAGCACACCGCUUACAAUAGAGGUGGAAACCGUCCUCAUCGUGGUUCUUCGAAGAAUUUUUAUGGCAGUUACGACAGCCGGUCUCACAAUACAUACGAUCAACAUAGAAACAAUUCAACUAUGCCAACAAAAGCUCCUCUGUCUCCAACUUCUGAAGAAAGAACUGUAAUUGCUACUGAAAAAAGUAUCAAGGUUACAGUGAAUCAGGGCAGCACAACUAAGGGACCCGUGAUGAGCGUGAAAGUGAACUCACCAAGCAUAGCUGGAACAGGAAGAGUCGGUCCACGGCAAAGAAGUCGAGUUACAUACAGUCAUUCAGAUGCAGAAGCACCUGUGUCCGAAAGUGAACUCUUCCAUCGUCAAAAAUCAUUCGAGGACAAAUCGAAAGCAACAUACUUCAAUAAUCAGAAAUCUCCUAAUGUAAAGAGGUCGCACUCGCAGAAGAAAAAAGAUGGUGAAACAAAAUAUCCAUAUAAUCAAAGGAAAGAGAACAGGAGCGAAGAUGAUAACGAUGUAAAUUCUCAAACACAUGUAAACCAAUUGAAAUCUCUUGCACAGAAAGAUUUAGAGAUGUCUCCUACCGACUCAUCAAAUCCUAUAACAGAUAAUACGGAACCAGUGAAGCAGGAUUUAGACGCGGAUUCGCCUGGAAAAAAUGGAACCGAAGAAUGCUCAAAUGUUGUUUCAGUGAAACUUGAAAAUAACGUUGUAACUGAGAAUAAGAAGUCAUCAGAAGCAUCCAAAUCUGAUUUAUCUAACCAAAUUAAAUCGUUUGAUACAAACAGUGAGGAGGAAAAAGUUAAAGAUGAGGGUAAAAAUGAUAUUUCUAAAAUAGAAAUGGUUGAAGGUAUUUCGACUUCUUUGCUAGAGGUAAAGAAUUCUGAACAAAUUAACGAAGAUGACAAGAAUACGAUUAGUUCUGAAAACAAAAACAAGUGUUCACAAGAGUUUGCGAAUAGUGUAGCAGAAAAUUUGCUAGAAACUAACGAUGUGUCUUCCGAGGCACUGGUUCCUAACAAUACCGAGUCUAAAGUGGAAUCAGUACCAGAUGAAAGCAAUAACGUAUCUAACAAUAUCAUCGCGGUGGAAGAAGUGUUGAUCAAAAAUGAUCAAGAAUCAUUGAAACAAGUUAAUGAACAGAUUGUAAACAACGACUGUGAUAAUAUCAAAGAUGAAACUGCUGUACAACGAAGGCGGUCUACGUUGGAGAAUGAAAUAAAUUCUGUGAUAAACAUUAAGGAUCAAUUAAUCUGCAGCAAUGAGUCAGUUGAAAAAGAAACGUUAGUUGCAGAUGAAAGCAUCGAAUGCUCAGAUAAGAAGUUAGAGAAUACUGUACAUUGCAAUGAGAUAAAUACCGAAAAUCAUGCAAACUGUAAUCAAACGAAUACAGAAAGUACUCUUAGUAAUUCAAAGUUAGAGGAUACUGCAAAUUGCAGUGAGAUGAAUACAGAGAAUCAUGCAAAUUGUAAUGAAAUGAAUACAGAAAGUACUCUUAGUAAUUCAAAGUUAGAGGAUACUGCAAAUCGCAAUGAGAUGAAUACAGAAAAUCAUGCAAACUGUAAUGAAACGAAUACUGAAAAUACGCUUAAUAAUUCAACGGAUAUGAAAAAAGAGAAAACUGAAGACACAGAGGGUACUACGGGAGAAGUGUAA